AUGGAGCAUUUAAAGAAUCUUCAUUUCACACCCGAGACUCCUUUUGGGUUGCCACUUUAUCCUUUCUUUGAAAAGGCAUAUGAAGCUGUUGUCGGUGAACCAGCAUCCAAAUUCAGGUACAUUCCCUCAGUGACUCCCUUGUCUACUGUAAAUGAAGUUACAAUGACCUGUAUCACCUAUUUUAUUGUCAUCUUUGGCGGUCGUUUCUUAAUGACAAAUGUUGCUCCAUUCAAGCUUCAACUCCCUUUCAUGAUUCACAAUGUUCUUUUGACUUUGGUUUCCGGUAUCCUUUUGGUUUUGAUGGUCGAGCAAAUCUUCCCCAUCUUCUACCGUCAUGGUUUAAUGGCUGCUAUCUGUGCUAACGAAACCUGGACUCAACCUUUGGAAUUGCUCUACUACCUCAACUAUCUUGUCAAGUACUGGGAACUCAUUGAUACUAUCUUCUUGGUUUUGAAAAAGAAGAAGUUGGAAUUCCUCCACUAUUACCAUCACUCUUUGACUAUGGUCCUUUGCUUCACUCAGCUCAACGGUCAAACUUCAGUUUCUUGGGUUCCUAUUACUCUCAACUUGACUGUACAUGUCUUGAUGUACUACUACUACUUCCGCACCGCUGCUGGUGCCAAGAUCUGGUGGAAGAAGUACUUGACCACUCUUCAAAUCACUCAAUUCAUUAUUGAUCUCGUCGUCAUCUAUUUCUGUACCUACACCUACUUUGCCUACACUUACUGGCCUCACUUGCCCAACAUGGGAUCUUGUGCUGGUACUGAAACCUCAGCUCUCUUUGGUUGUGCUCUCUUGUCUUCAUACCUCGUUCUCUUCAUUAAUUUCUACCGUAUUACUUACCAAGCCAAGAGAGCUGCUGCCCGUAAGCAAAAGCAAGAAAAGGAAGAUCAAAAGUCAAGACCCAAGUCCAAGAAGGUCUAA
Mucor velutinosus is the source of this 924-nucleotide messenger RNA. RefSeq lists its product as uncharacterized. Gene Ontology annotation, cellular component: endoplasmic reticulum membrane. The record is from RefSeq and is a predicted model, not a curated record. Gene Ontology annotation, molecular function: fatty acid elongase activity. NCBI's taxonomy places the organism in Eukaryota, Fungi, Mucoromycota, Mucoromycetes, Mucorales, Mucoraceae. Gene Ontology annotation, biological process: fatty acid elongation, saturated fatty acid; fatty acid elongation, monounsaturated fatty acid; fatty acid elongation, polyunsaturated fatty acid. The transcript has 4 exons. Bases 1 to 924 code for a protein of 307 amino acids.